Messenger RNA from Panonychus citri (citrus red mite), 907 nucleotides. RefSeq names its product isoamyl acetate-hydrolyzing esterase 1 homolog. Lineage: Eukaryota; Metazoa; Arthropoda; Arachnida; Trombidiformes; Tetranychidae. The coding region runs from base 125 to 811 and encodes 228 amino acids. The transcript has 3 exons. The record is from RefSeq and is a predicted model, not a curated record.
AUUUUUUUUAUAAAAGAACAAAAAUUUUUCUCUUUUAAUUGUGUUUUCUUUUCUUCUAAUUAAUUGGUUAAUUAUUUCAAUUUUUCUCGCUCCAUUUAGAGAUUAAUCAUAUUUUGGAGAAACUAUGGCGACUAAACCAGUUUGGUCUAAAGUUAUUCUGAUCGGAGAUUCAUUGGUUCAGUUUUCAUUUAAUCCCGAUUCUGGAUGUUGGGCAUCCAUGUUAGCCAAUAGUUUACAGAGAAUUAGUGAUGUUGUUACUCGAGGAUUUAGUGGUUACACUUCAAGAUCAAUUAGGAAUGUUUUGCCCGAUAUAUUGAGUAAAGAUGAUUACGAUCAAGCUGCUUGUAUCAUUUUAUUCAUCGGUGUAAAUGAUGCUUGUGAUAAUACGAGUAUUCAACAUGUACCCAAAGACCAAACUGAAGACAAUUUGACCGCUAUCUUAGCCUAUCUUAAAGAACAGGGAGUUCCCACUUCAAAGAUCAUCAUGUUAACUCCUACCUGUUUCUUUUUCGAUGAAUUUCAAGCUAUUCAUGAUUUUAAACUUCCACAACGAUAUCCAGAUGAAUACAGUAAAAUUGUUCGUAGAGUUGCUGAUAAAGCGGGCGUUGAAAUCGUUGAUACGAACAAACUUUCUAACGAGCAUCCAAAUCCUCGGAGCCUUUUCUAUGAUGGUAUUCAUCUUAAUCGCACGGGAGCUGAGCUUCUUUACAAAGCUAUUUGGCCUUCGGUUGUCAAACGCGUUACUGAUUUCCAUGGAUCGUUUGAAAUUAAACUUCCAAUUUGGGAAAUCAAAGAAAAAGAAUUACAAUAAUCAAUUUUAAUUGUAAACAAAAGAUUUUCUAAUUGUUAAAUCUUAUCAAACGAUGUACUUUGUUUUAUAUUGAAACAAUGAAACUGAUUAAUUUAA